Molecule: messenger RNA, 2580 nt
Organism: Ostrinia nubilalis (European corn borer)
Lineage: Eukaryota; Metazoa; Arthropoda; Insecta; Lepidoptera; Crambidae
Product: serine/threonine-protein kinase PRP4 homolog
Exons: 2
Coding region: 854-2542 (562 amino acids)
Biological process (GO): peptidyl-threonine phosphorylation; peptidyl-serine phosphorylation
Molecular function (GO): ATP binding; protein serine/threonine kinase activity
Source: RefSeq, a predicted model, not a curated record
UGCUAAUAAUAUUGUCUUUUAUUCAUAAUAUUAGACAAUAUUAAUUAGCGCGUACUGUGAUUAUCUUAUAUUUAUACUUAUUCAGUUAUAUAAGACCUUAUUUAAUGUAUUGACAACAUUUUCUUCAGAGCCUACUUUCGCGCCUUCAUAAAUCUUUCGAAAGAGCUCGUGGAUAUUUGUUAAAAAAUCUCAUUUACUACUAUCAUUUAUGAUACUUGAAGUGGACACAAUGUUUGAUCCUAGUAUUCGUUAUUAGUAUGAUUGAGUUUCUUCCAAAAUUAUUUCAUUAUUUCAAUUCUAUUAAACCUCCAUCAAGACGAUUUUAGUGUUCUGUAAUAAACAUUUUCAUUGUGCGUUUAAUGUCCCAUGAUUUGUGUAUAAUUUCAGCUCUUAUUGGCACAAUCUUGGAUAUAUUUGUUUAUUGAAUAAUUCAAAACUAGGAUGAGUAAAAUGAUGCUACCUACUACUACCAAUAUUAAUAACUGUUACUUACUAAUGAUUCACAACACAUACAAUAAGUGUGUAUCAUUGGCAUUUUGUUUGAGGAAUUUGUUCUAAUGUGUUUUUACAACUUUUUUCUAGCAAGAUGACACAUAAGUCCAUACUAUUAAAAACAAAUACCAUGGAUGGUUCAGUAAAGUGAUGUGGCUUCCACUUUAAAUGGGACAUGUUCAAUACUUAAAUCCAUCAGUGGAAAUAUGAAGAUGUGAAUGAUUGCAUAAAAACUCAUAACCUUGGAACAGAAUACUGAUAAUUAAUUGGAUGGGUGGAAAUGUAAUCAAUGAUAUAAUUAAUAAAUCCUCAUAGUACCUAUAUUAAAUAAGUAUAACAAGUUUGAAUUUGAAGUUGUAGAAUGGCAGACAACAGGUAUCCAAAAAACAAAUCAACCAGAAGAAUUGGAAGUGGAGAUCUAAAAUCAAGCUCACGGAAAAGGAGGCAUGAAGAACAUAAAGAAACCAAACGGCGUUCGGAUUGUAAGACUCCACCUCUACCGUCGAAAGUUUCAAGCCUAGAUGAACUUAUAAAACAAAGACAAAAUCUUAAAGAAGAAUUAAAAAGAAUUUCUAAAAAUAAACUUGAAGAGAAUACAAUGCACGACAGUAUAACGAAUUCUUUCAAAUCCAAUGGAAAUCAUCCUGAUGCUAACGACAACCAUAAUGCUAAAAAAAAUAGAAAAACAAUUAAACCGUUGCCAGAACAAGAAGAAGACUAUACCCAUUUAGAUUCUGAAGAUGAAGAAAAUAUUAUAGAACAGAGGAGAAGACAGAGAAAGCAACUUUUAGAGAAAUUAAACCUUCAGUCAGAGACUGAGAAUGUGUGUUUAAACAAAACUGCAGAGCCUGAAGAAAUAGUUCAAAUCAAAACUCCUUGUGAAGAAUCACCUUCACCAGACAAACCAAGUUCUGCUAAAGAAACAACUGAUAUGUUUUCAGAAAAGGACUUUGUUCCCAAUAAAGUCCCAGAUUCAGUAACACAGGACAAUAGCAAUUCACAAUUGAGUGACAAUUGGGAUGAUCCAGAAGGUUACUACAACGUAAGAAUUGGCGAUAUCAUAGACAAUAAUAAAUAUGUAGUGAAAAGUAUUCUAGGACAAGGUGUAUUUGCUAAUGUCAUUCUAGCUCAAGACAUCAAGAACAAUAAAUCUGAAGUGGCUAUUAAAAUAAUGCGAAAUAAUGAUUUAAUGUACAAAACUGGCCUAAAAGAACUAGCCAUGUUGAGAAAGAUUAAUGAUGCUGAUCCUGAGAAUAAAUACCAUUGUGUAAGAUUGCUCAAGAAUUUCAUGCACAAAGGGCACCUUUGCCUAGUGUUUGAACCCCUUUAUAUGGAUUUAAGGCAUGUUAUUAAAAAGUAUGGGAGACACCGUGGUCUAAAUAUGAAAGCUGUUAUGAGCUAUAGCAGACAGCUGCUUCUAGCUUUGAGACAUUUAAAAAAAGUUGGUAUCAUCCAUGCUGAUGUAAAACCUGACAACAUCCUUGUAAAUGAGAAAAAGAAUAUAUUGAAGUUAUGUGACUUUGGUUCAGCAAUGAUAGUUGGAUAUAAUGAAUCAACUCCUUAUUUAGUCUCCAGGUUUUACAGAGCCCCAGAAAUCAUAUUGGGUAUUCCAUUCAAGCAUAGUGUGGAUGUGUGGUCUGCUGCUUGCACGAUAUAUGAAAUGACCACUGGAAAAAUUAUGUUCACUGGAAGUUCUAACAACAAAAUGUUGAAAUGCUUUAUGGACCUAAAAGGAAAAAUCCCUGGAAAAAUGAUUCAGAAAGGGAAAUUUAAGGAUCAACAUUUCAAUUACAAUAAUAACUUCCUUCUACACAAAAAAGAUGAAGCUACAGGAAGGGAAAAAUUUGUUGAACUAUUCACUAUCAAUGUUUCCCGAGACCUUCUACAAGAACUGAAGAAAACGCAUAAAAGUGCAUAUGCAGAUGACGAAAAGAAAUUGAUUCAACUCAAGGAUUUCUUAGACAAGAUGUUAGGACUGGAUUAUCAUCAAAGAAUGACUGUCACAGAUUGUCUAAACCACCCAUUUAUACAAGAACCACUAGUAACAUGACAUCAUCAAGGUGACUCAAUAAAAAAAUAGUAACAUAA